This is a messenger RNA of Oncorhynchus gorbuscha (pink salmon), 4078 nucleotides long. RefSeq names its product integrin alpha-7-like. The coding region runs from base 292 to 3684 and encodes 1130 amino acids. Gene Ontology annotation, cellular component: integrin complex; external side of plasma membrane. Gene Ontology annotation, molecular function: integrin binding. The record is from RefSeq and is a predicted model, not a curated record. NCBI's taxonomy places the organism in Eukaryota, Metazoa, Chordata, Actinopteri, Salmoniformes, Salmonidae. The transcript is spliced from 23 exons. Gene Ontology annotation, biological process: cell-cell adhesion; leukocyte migration; cell adhesion mediated by integrin.
CCUGUUCUGCUGAGGAACCUGUUCUGCUGAGGAACCUGUUCUGCUGAGGAACCUGCUCUGCUGAGGAACCUGCUCUGCUGAAGGACCUGCUCGGCUGAGGACCUGCUCUGCUGAAGAACCCGCUCUGCUGAGGGACCUGCUCUGCUGAAGAACCUGCUCGGCUGAGGGACCUGCUCUGCUGAAGAACCUGCUCGGCUGAGGGACCUGCUCUGCUGAAGAACCUGCUCUGCUGAGGGACCUGCUCUGCUGAGGAACCCGCUCUGCUGAGGGACCUGCUCAUUCUCCAGGACUAUGGCACCACAUCUGAGACAUGGAUUCUCGGUCUCUCUUUCACAGCGCCGGUGUCUCCUCCUCCAUUCUCUCCUUCUCUCCGUCUAUUUCCUGACUGUUGCAGGGUUCAACCUGGAUACCAGCAUGACUCUGACCAAGGAGGGGGAGACCGGCAGCUUUUUUGGAUUCUCUUUAGCGCUUCACCAGCAACUCACACCAGAACCACACAGUUGGAUCCUGGUGGGGGCGCCGCGGGCCAGAGGAUUGGGCAUGAUGCACAGGAAGCGCCCUGGCGCUCUGUACCGCUGUCCAAUCACAGGCGAGGAGUUUGACUGCGAGCGCGUGGACAUCGAUGGAGACGUAAACCUCGACUGGGAAAGCAAGGACAACCAGUGGCUAGGAGUAACAGUCAAGAGCCAGGGGAUUGGAGGAAAGGUGGUGACGUGUGCCCAUCUGUACGAGCUGCGUCAGCGCGUGGGCCUGCCGUCGGAGACGCGGGACCCCAUCGGGCGUUGCUACGUGCUCAGUGAGGACCUGACCGAGAGGGAUGACCUAGAUGGAGGGGAGUGGAAGUUCUGUGAGGGGCGACCCCAGGGACACGAACAGUUUGGCUUCUGUCAGCAGGGUCUGUCUGCCGCCUUCACACCCGACAACCAAUUUAUCAUGUUCGGAGCUCCUGGAACGUACAACUGGAAAGGAGAGAUGCGCGUCCAGCUACUAAACCAGACUUUACUGGAUCUGGGUUUCUAUGACGACGGGCCCUAUGAAGUGGCGGAUGAGAAACAGCUGAAUGCUCAGCUGAUCCCUGUUCCCUACCAUAGUUACCUGGGGCUCUUGUUCAUGGCUAGUCCCGAUGAAGAUGCGCUGGUGUACAAAACUCUGGAGCCACACUCCAACCGGCCCAUGUUUGAGGACGUAGCUCAGAAUAGCUACUUAGGCUUCUCAGUGGACUCUGCUCAAGGCAUAAUGAGUCGUGGUGAGCUGACCUUUGUGGCGGGGGCUCCGAGAGCCAAUCACACGGGGGCGGUGGUGCUGUUGCGUAAAGACAACAUGUACCGCCUGGUGCCACAGCACAUCCUGUGGGGAGAGGAGCUGGCUUCUUCCUUCGGGUACUCUGUGGCUACGGCUGAUCUCAACAGUGACGGUUGGACAGACCUGAUAGUGGGAGCUCCUAACUACUUUGACCGAAAAGCAGAGAUCGGAGGUGCUGUAUACAUCUUUCUCAACCCAUUCGGUAACUGGGAAUAUGCUCAGCCAAUCAGGCUCAAUGGAACCUAUGACUCCAUGUUUGGAUUGACCGUCAACAACGUGGGAGACUUGGACAGGGACGGAUAUGACGACAUUGCUGUGGGGGCUCCGUUCGAUGGGGAUGGCAAAGUGUUCAUCUACCGAGGCUUGUCCUCAGGCAUCGACACCAAGCCUGCACAGAUCCUGGAUGGUGUGGACGAGGGGGUGAAGAGGUUCGGCUACUCCAUCUCAGGAGGUCUGGACAUUGAUGGGAACCUGUACCCUGACCUGGCAGUAGGCUCUCUCGGUGAUAAGCUAGUUCUGUACAGGUCUCGUCCGGUCAUUCACGUGACCCGGGAUGUAUCCAUCGAACCUCAGCAGUAUAUUGACCUGGAGCAACACAACUGCAAGGGGAGAGAUGGAGUGUGUGUGGAGGUCAAAGCCUGCUUCACCUAUACUGCUUACCCAGAGACCUACUCACCAGACAUCACCCUGGUCCUACUCAUCGAGGCUGACACAGAGCGCAGGAAGCUCGGCCUGCCCCACCGUGUUAGCUUCCUGGGUCGCAGUGCACAGGCGGCGGAGUACACACACACUGACGAGGUGGAGCUGAAAGGUCAACGCCAUCCCGCCUGCCAGAGCGCCACCUUCCAACUAAACGAGAAUAUCCGUGAUAAGCUGCGUCCCAUCUCUCUGGCCAUCACCCACACCAUCAGACCCCCCAUGUUCUCCUCAGAAACUAACCCAGAGGAACGAGACACACUACCUCCUGUACUGAGUGUUUCCAGCUCCAACACCCUGCACUCUGAGGUGAAUUUCCUGAGGGAAGGCUGUGGCGAUGAUAAGAUCUGUCAGAGCAACCUGAAGUUGACCUACCAGUUUGGAACCCGACCUUCCACCUCUGACCUCUUCACCCCUCUGCCAAGGGAUGAUGAAGAGGUGGCAGUGUUUUCUCUGUCUGACCAGAGGUCUGUGGUGUUGGAGGUGACUGUCACUAACAUGCCCUCAGACCCUCUGUUCCCAGAGGAGGAUGGAGAUGAUGCCCAUGCUGCCCAGCUACUGGUGACCCUGCCAGACACCCUGUCCUACUCUGGCUUCAGGGGACAACAGGUGGUGUGCCAGGCCAAUCAGAACGGGUCUCAGGCGGAGUGCGAGCUGGGAAACCCCCUGAAGAGAGAUGCUAUACUGAAAUUCUACAUCAUCCUCAGCACGUCUGCUAUCACCAUAGAGACCACGGAACUCACUGUCAACCUCCUGUUGGCUACCAUCAGUGAACAGCGAGACCUGGCCACAGUCACAGCCAUGGCUAAAAUCAUCAUAGAGCUCCCCCUGGCGGUCAGUGUGCUGGCCAGACCACACCAGCUGUUCUUCAGUGGGGCCGUAAAGGGGGAGAGUGCCAUGGAGACCCUGGACGAUGUGGGGAGUGCUGUGGAGUUUGAGUUUACGGUGACCAACACCGGGCCGUCCCUGCAGACUCUAGGCUCCGCCUUCCUCAACAUCAUGUGGCCUUACGAGCUGUCCAAUGGGAAGUGGCUCCUGUACCCCACUGCUCUCCACUUCCAUGGCCAUCCAGAAACACCCUGUACCCCCCACACCUCCCUCAACCCACGCAAGUUCUCCCACAGUUCUCCUUCUGACGACCAGCCACAGGCAGCAGGCCUGAAGGCCAGGAGGAAGGGGCGUUCCAACCCAGAAGAGGAGGGCCAUGUGAUGACCAAGGGCAGUCUGGGAAGGACUACGCCUGCUGUGGCUGCCUCAGAGAGACGCAAGUCACUCAAACUGGACUGUCUGCUGGGUUCAGCGCGCUGUGUGCUGUUCCAGUGUCCUCUCCACAGCUUCGCUGACUCUGCUGUCCUCAAGAUCCAGGGACGCCUUUGGAACAGCACCUUUCUGGAGGAGUUCCCAUCAGUCAGUGCUCUGGAGCUGCUGGUUAGAGCCAACAUCACAGUCAAGUCCAGCAUCAAACACCUGGUGCUGAGGGAUGCUGCUGCACAGCACCUGGUGCUGGCUCUGCUGGUCUGCAUCCUCUGGAAGUGUGGUUUCUUCCGUCGGGUCCAGUAUGAAGACAAAGUUCCUCAGUACCAUGCAGUGAAGAUCCCCCGUCAAGACCGGCCCCAGUUCCAGCAGAAGGCAGGGAUCCUCCAGAAGAAGGAGUGGGCCACACACUGGAGCGACGGAAGCUCCUGAACAGCAUCAACAAACAAGGACUAGAAUAGCAGCAAACACCCAUUCAACCCUAUGGCACUCACUAACUCUGCAGUGGAACAAACGUGUGCAGACUGACCGUGUCACAACACUGUUGUGCGCAUUGAGGCUAUGUCCCGAUUAAUCACCCUUCUUCUGAAGUGUGCACACUUCCCAUCAUGGAUUUAUCAAUGGUGAAAACUUGCUCAAGCCGAUGCUAUUCUACUGUAUUCUACUGUAUUGUACUUUUAGAAUGACUGGAUCAAUAUUCUGAACUGCUACUGCUGACUGACUAUCUGACUGACUAUCUGACUGACUGACUAUCUGACUGACUGACUGACUAUCUGACUGACUAUCUGACUGACUAUCUGACUGACUGGCUGACUAUCUGACUGAC